Caenorhabditis auriculariae is the source of this 3664-nucleotide messenger RNA. NCBI's taxonomy places the organism in Eukaryota, Metazoa, Nematoda, Chromadorea, Rhabditida, Rhabditidae. The record is from the annotation of a GenBank genome assembly.
AUGCUGCAGCAAGUACAAAGGAAUUAUCUCGAAGAAGCAGCCAAAAAGUAUUCUGAGGUUUGGUUCAACUAAUUCAGUCGGAUUACCCGUUGAAAAUUCCAGUCAUUGCUCAUGAAACAUCGAAACAAAAAAAAAUGACUCGAUUGGUAGUUAAAGCUCACCUGUUCAAGAAACCAUGACAGCAGCUGAGGGAAGCUAAAUGGAAUGGCUACAAAGCGAGGAAACCCUUUCUUCUGUACUCCUUAAGAGUAAACUGAAAGAGGUAAAUUUGCAACUGAACGCUCUACCUUGGUGAAAUUAUUCGUGGAGAACCAUCAGGGUUUCAAGUUCAAAAAUAUGGACUAUAAUUAUUCUUUAAACUUUAAAGAAUAAAGUUCAUAGCUGGAAAAAAACAAAUUCUUAUUUCAUAAAAAAACACAUUCUUAUUUCAUAAAAAAAUUAGUGGAAAUGAUGAAUCUCUAUAAUCUAAACCUUGGAAUUUUUAUGAAAAAAAAAACAACUUUCUCGAGGGUUAUGGCCAACGGUCGGUUUCCGGAGCGGCGCACCUUGGUCCCGCCUUCUUUCUCCGGCGGCUCAUAAAAGCCUCGAAGGCGCGGAAAGACGACGCGGAAAGGCUCUCCUGAACGUUAGAUCCAGUUUUUCUCAUCGCUGAAAGCAAUGCGACUUCUCAUUCUCACGUUUUGCUUCGUAAGUUACUCGUUUCUCGAUAAUUAUUUUUUUUUUUCGCUAAUAUUAGAAUUUGAUCAAGACUUUUUUCCUAAUAUAUAAUUCCAAAUUUUCUCGUUUUGUUCAACAUUUCGUUUCUAAUUGCUGAAAAUUUCCAGAUUGCAUUGGGCUCAGCUUUUGAAAUCUGUGAUUACUACCGAAUGAUCGGUAAACUCGAUGAGCACCCUGAAUGUGUGAGAGCGGCGCCGACGCCUCCGCCCACGACUCCAGAGCCUCGAAUCGGCUUCUGCUCCAGGUUAGUCUUCGCUCUAAUUUGGCCCAUCAUAUCUCUGCUCCAGCUCGGCGGCGCUGAUUCAGUGCACGGCAGACGCGCAGACCUGCCCUCUGUCAGGCCAGGUGUGCAUCCAGUCCGACGGCAACAAGUGCUGUCAAAUUGUCACCGCAGGUCAGUCGAGAACCACCCAGAAGGCCUCAGGGUCCCAAGUCUUGAGCAAACCGUUCGGCCAGCCGUAUUUGCUUUCAUUUGCGGAGGUCGCACGGUCGCUUUCAUGCCUUGGGGGUCUUUUCUAAGCCGCGCUUAUUGUGCAUGAGAGUGUUUGUUCAAAUUUUUGAUACAGUGCAAAGAAUUUGAAAAGACAUCGGCCUUCUGCUUUAACAAUGACUCUCCCCAAAAUUCUUUCAAGAAGGUUAAUUUGAUUAUAAAAGUUUCUAAUCCAAUAGCUUCUCGGAUGGAUUUUGAUGUGCUGUUAUCUAUUCGGUUAACUGAGUAGGAUUACAUUUUCGAAGGUUUUUUUUUCAAUUUUAGAACUUGAUUACGCCGCCAAGAGUUUUUUGAAAAAGUUCCCACAAAAUUAUUCGAACAACUAAAAUAAACUGGCUUUUCUAAACGUUGUCCGUUCUCUUUAUUUCGCGAGUUUUAGUUUGAAGCAGGCUUGUGCGUCAGGCCGGCCGGGCCCGGGCUUCGGGCCAAAUUUUUAGGAAAAAGCCCGCGUGGGCUCGGGCAGGGCCGGGCUUCAAAAAAAUUCCAAAAUUUCACUCAAAAAAUUUUCACCGAAAUGAUACUUUUACUUUUGAAAUCAUAGUUUUUGUUAAACUUUAAGUGAAAAAAUGAGCAAAAACGUAAUUUUUGUCGUACAAACUUGAUAUCCGACCGGAAAAAAUUGCGCGCUUUGGGCCGGGCGAGCCAUUUUUUUUCGAGGCUCCGCUAAGGCCGGGCUUACAAAACGGUCGGCGGGCAGGCUCUCGCACAAGCCUGGUUGGAAGUAGGUGGAUAAGCGCAGUUUUUGUUCAAAUCAGAAAACGUUUCCAAAACCAAAUUUUAAAAAGUGUUUAGAUCGACUGAAAUAACUUGAAUGGGGAUAAACUUGGUGGAAAAAGACAGAUAAAGCUGAUCAUGUUUCGUUAAUACAUUUUUUAUUUUCAAAAAAAAACUGAAUCAUGUAAGUCGUUCAUUUUUUUUCCGAGAUAUGAUUUAUCCUGUUUCUAGUGUCUUCAAUCAAAAUGUUUUAUUUCUCACACACAAGUACUAAAUUUCACGAAAUAGAUGUAGGGAGAGUUUGGGAACAUAUGUGUCGGAACUUGUGGUGAUGGAGGGAAGAGGACUCGCGGUCGUGUUAACCCCCCACUUGAGUAAAUUGGAAUAACCAUGAAGUUAUUCUUUUAAAUGUCGAUUAUGUAGCUUUCAUACUGGAGAGAGGCUUAUUUAUUUUUGAGCAAAGUCCAGUAAAAUGAUUUUAUUUUUGGUGGUCAGUGAGAAAAUCGAAAGGGUCUUUGCCAACCGGUCACUGCUAAGCACCCAAUAAAAACAACAUGAAAAAGGCCGACAUCAAAACAAACAAGAGCCUUUUCAGGAAUUCCGGCGUCGGAGAUCAACUCGAAGGCCGGUUCCUGUCCGCGGCCGCUUGGCAUCUCCGUCUUCCAGGACACGACCAUCGGCUGUUGGAUGGACUCCAACUGUCCGGGCAUCCAGAAGUGCUGCGUCGAGCCGAAUCCCGUCACCAAUUCCGCGACAAGAAUUUGCCGCGACCCCGUCGGCAUUAGCAGUAGGCUUUUUCUUCCCCCUCAAUACUUUCAUAACCGCAUCUCAUUUUUAGUUUUUAUUCAUUCAUCUGAAAGAAAGGCAUGAAUUUAAAUUUUUAAAAAGUAAUUUUAAUUGGAAAAAAAAUACAAUUUUUCCUUCUAUUUUGCUAAACUUCUUUAUUAUUCUGAAGGAAAAUUUCAACCAAAUUUAUAUUUAAAAUAACACGUUAAUGUUCGUUUUUUUUAAUGAAGGGCAAGGAAUUGGGAAUUCGAAAUGCCUUAAAAAAGUAGAAAUUCCCUGUUCGAUUUGACAUUUCGAAAUCAUAAAAAACGGUUUCAAAUGAAAAAAAUAUUCCAUCGAAACCCAAUCUCGUUUGUUAAUCAAUCAUAUUUUCCCAUGAGCAAACAAGAAUUACCAAUGAUUUGAGUUCACUUUUGUUUCUGUUGUCAUUUGAAGGCAACCUUGUAGGCACGAAUCUGUGCUCCCUGCCGUUGGCGGUCGGUUCUUGCACGGCGCCGGCGGUCCGAUUCUACUACGACGCCUCGUCGGCUCGCUGCAACCAGUUCAUGUACAGCGGCUGCGGAGGCAACGCCAACAACUUCCAGUCCUUGUCCAGCUGCCAGGCGACCUGCGGACAAAGCGGUACUAACCGAUAUCUUUUUUUGUUUUUUUUCGUAACCUCUUUUCUGUCUUUCUUUUUUUUUUUUCGUUUUUGGUAACGGACAGAUUCUCUGCCGGUUGCAGAAUGGAAUUCGUUUCAGGAAUCACCGGCACCCCGGCCUGCCCCGCCGACGCCAAUGCCGGCCUCAACUGCCUUUUCGCUCACGCCGACGCUUGCAACACUGACAGCGACUGCCUCGGCCGCGAGAACACGGUCCGUGUUUCCUUCUCGAUUUGCAAGUUGUGAUUGAACUUUUUCAGCCUCAGCCAUCAUGCUGCAUGACGAGUUGCGGCUAUAAGAUCUGUUAUCAGUACUGA